AUGGCUACUGAAGCUAUGGAACAGAUCCCUAGUGCUACCGACGAGAAAUCCUUCGACGCGAAGGAGGAGAAAUCUUACUACAUACAGGGAGACAUUGAGUCAUCCACCCAAGAAGCUGAAACAGACGAGAUUGUCCUUCAGAACGAGCGAGAGAUUGUAACUCACGUCAUUUCCGUGGACGACGAUCCUAGCCUGAACCCCUGGACCCUUCGGGCUUUCUUCAUCGGCCUUGGACUUUCCGCCUUUGGUGGUUCCUUGGCUCAAAUUUAUUACUUCAAACCUCAAACUGUCUUUGUGUCUGUGAUGUUCCUCGCCAUCAUAUCCUAUGCGAUUGGCUUUGCGAUGGAAACAUUCAUCCCACGUCGUGGAUUACUCCGAUACUUGAACCCAGGACCCUUUAACAAGAAGGAAAAUGCAUUCGUUAUCAUCAUGUCUAGUGCAGCUGCGAACUCUGCAUUGGCUACGGAGGUUCUUGCUGUCCAGCGUCUGUAUUAUAAUAUCACGCCGAACGCCGUCUCAUCAAUAUUUUUGUUGUUCUCGUCUCAAUUGCUCGGUUAUGGGAUCGGUGGCCUGAUGCGAGGAAUCCUCCUUUAUCCGUCAAAGAUGUUGUACCCCGGUGUUCUCCCGCUGCUUUCCAUGUUCGACGCUCUCUAUCGCGAUGGCUCCGAAGCACGCCGAAAGCUCAAGGUCUUCUACGUCGUCUUUACUGCAAUAUUUCUAUGGGAAAUGUUCCCUGAAUGGAUCUUCCCACUUCUCACUGGUCUCUCAAUAUUCUGCCUCGCUGCUCCUAACAAUGCUGCUGUCUCUCGUGUGUUUGGUGGUUCCAACGGAAAUGAGGGUCUUGGUCUAUUGUCCGUGUGCUUCGAUUGGCAGUACAUCUCGGGUGGUGUUAACCCGAUGACUAUUCCGCUGAAAGCUCAGCUCUCCACCUUCAUUGGUUACAUUCUCUGCAUGGUCGUCUUCGUCGCGGUGUUCUACAACAACAUUUGGGAAUCUCAAAACUUCCCCUUUUUGGCGCAGCUCCUCUUUUACCAGAACGGCACUGUCUACGACCAGACUUUGAUUCUGAAUUCCAACUAUGAGGUGGACCCCACUUUAGUCGCUGAACAAGGCCUGCCAUUCUACGCUGGUACCUGGGUUAUAGCUCUUCUGUCCACUAACCUCGGAUUAGCUGCGACGUUCACUCACCUCCUCCUGUGGAAUAAAGAUGACCUACGUGCAGCCUGGACUUGGAUGAACAUGGACACACUGAGGAGUUGGCGUGCUAAUUUCGAUUGGAAAUUCUGGAAGCACAGUGGAAAGAGGGAAGUCCCCGCCAACAUUGAGGACCUCGACCCACACUACCGCGAGAUGCUGAAGUACCCAGAUGCUCCGAAUAGCUGGUACCUCGUGACGUUUGUUCUCUCCUUCAUUGUUGGACUAGUCGUUAUCUACAUGACAAAUUCCACGCUGCCCUGGUGGGGCUUUGUCAUCGCAGUCCUCUUGGCCGCCGUGUCUAUCUUGUUCUUCGGCGCGUUAUACGCCAUUACCGGCAUUGGGCUUUCCAUCCGCAAAGAAGAAACCCUGGUCCAGAUGAUUGCCGGCUACCUGCACAACGGAAGACCCAUGGCAAACAUGUUUUUUGUCCUUUAUAGCUAUAAUAGUGUGGCUCAAGCAAUGCUACUAUUACGCGAUCUGAAGAUUGCUCAAUACGCCAAACUGCCUCCCCGCGCUGCAUUCACGGCCCAGAUCAUUGGCACCUUACUCGGCGCUGUUCUCAACUAUGUGUUAAUGAAUUCUAUCAUCGACAGUCAACGUGAAAUCCUGCUGUCUGUGCAAGGAACAAACAUCUGGUCUGGCCAGCAACCUCAGUCAUACAACUCGCAAGCGAUUGCAUGGGGUGGCCUUGCUCACGAGCUCUUUUCAGCUGGUCAAAGGUAUCAAUGGGUUCCCUUGUCUUAUCUGAUUGGCUUGGUCGCACCUCUUCCUUUCUGGAUCAUUCACCGUUACUCGCCGAGACUACGCAUGGAUUACUAUUACACCCCAAUCAUCUGUUCGUACAUCGCUUGGCUUUGCGUUGGAAUAAACUCUUCAAUUUUGUCGUAUUUCACUGUCGCGUUCUUGUCCCAGUGGUGGCUCCGUACUAGGUACCCACGUUGGUUCGUGAAAUACAAUUAUUUGGUCGGUGCAGCCCUCGAUGGUGGAACACAGGUCAUGGUAUUCAUUCUCUCUUUUGCGGUCCAAGGAGCUGCUGGAACCGCACAUCUUUUCCCGGAAUGGUGGGGUGCAAACCAAGGCGGAAACUAUGACCGCUGCUUGUCUCUCUGA
This is a messenger RNA of Suillus clintonianus, 2307 nucleotides long. Its product is annotated as OPT oligopeptide transporter protein-domain-containing protein. The record is from RefSeq and is a predicted model, not a curated record. The transcript has 22 exons. NCBI's taxonomy places the organism in Eukaryota, Fungi, Basidiomycota, Agaricomycetes, Boletales, Suillaceae. Gene Ontology annotation, molecular function: oligopeptide transmembrane transporter activity. Gene Ontology annotation, biological process: transmembrane transport. The coding region runs from base 1 to 2307 and encodes 768 amino acids.